ACACACACACAAGGCUGUCAGUGAUGUCAUUUGCCAGAAGGUGAAAAAGCAGACGAGGCAGGUGGAGGGGAGUGUGUGUCUGCUACAGACGUUUUAACAGCCACAUCGUUCAUGAUUUUUGGAGCAGCUUUGCAGAGCUCAGAGGGACACACACACACACACACACACACACACACUACGCGAUGCGCCACAUUCAGACGGGCGGCUGCACGGAAAAUGGUGGCGCUUAAUUCAACGGCUGGCUGAUAACCACUCCUUUAAUUAUUUUCCCUUUAUACUAACGCCUGGGGACAACCAUAUUCGACCAUGAAUCCGGCAGAACAGACGGUUACAUGGCUCAUAACGCUCGGUGUGAUGGAGUCGCCGAAGAAGAGCGUGUCGGACCCGGCCGCGUUUCUGCAGUGCGCGCUGAAGGACGGAGUCGUGCUCUGCAGGCUGAUCGAGCGCCUGCGCCCCGGUACCACCGAGCAAGUUUUCCAGGAGCCCAGAAGCGACAGCGAGUGUCUGAGCAACAUAAAGGAGUUUCUGAAAGGCUGUGCUGCGUUUCGUGUCGAGCCGUUUGAGGCAAGUGACCUGCUGCAAGGCCAGAACUUCAGCAAAGUUCUCACUACAUUGGUGGCACUCAACAAAGUGACUGCAGAUAUUGGCAUUGGCAGUGAUUCUGUAUGCACCCGUCACUCUACCGCCCAUCGCAUCAAGUCCUUUGAAUCUCUGGUGUCACAGACCUCACUGGGCCGAUCGUCCAAACUCCUCCAUAACCAGUUCCGAAGCCUGGAUAUGACAGAGAAUAGUAACACCCAGUUGGUGGUGAAAGCUCGCUUCAACUUCCAGCAGACCAAUGAGGAUGAGCUCUCCUUCACCAAGGGUGACAUCAUCACAGUCACCCGCACGGAGGAGGGGGGAUGGUGGGAGGGAAACCUCAAUGGAAAGACUGGCUGGUUUCCAAGCAACUAUGUCAGAGAGGUCAAAGGUUGUGACAAACAAGUUUCCCCCAAAUCUGGAACACUUAAAAGCCCCCCUAAAGGUUUUGACACCACUGCCAUUAGCAAAACCUACUACAACCUGGUGCUACAGAACAUUUUAGAAACGGAGACAGAGUACUCAAAGGAGCUUCAGAAUCUUCUGACCAACUACCUGAGGCCACUUCAGAACACAGAAAAACUUACCUCAGCAGACAUCAGUGUAAUCAUGGGAAACCUGGAGGAAAUCAGCACCUUCCAACAAACUCUUGUCCAGUCACUAGAGGACUGCACUAAACUUCCAGAGCUGCAACAGAAAGUAGGGGGCUUUUUCUUAAACCUUAUGCCAAAAAUGCGAGCAUUGUAUACAGGUUACUGCUCAAACCAUCCAUCAGCUGUUAACAUUCUCACUGAUCACAGUGAGGAGCUAGGAGACUUCAUGGAGAGUAGAGGAGCAAGUUCUCCAGGAAUCCUCACUUUGACCACAGGCCUUAGCAAACCUUUCAUGAGACUAGACAAAUACCCAACUUUACUGAAAGAACUGGAGAGACACAUGGAGGAGGGUCACCCAGAUCGGACUGAAAUUCAAAAGUGCAUGACCGCAUUCAAGAAUCUUUCUGCCCAGUGUCAGGAGGUGCGGAAACGGAAGGAGCUGGAGCUGCAAAUUCUCACAGAAUCCAUUCGUUUGUGGGAGGGUGAAGACAUCAAGACUUUUGGCUCUGUGAUCUACAUGAGCCAGGCCAUGGUACAGAACCAAGGCUGUGAGGAAAGGAAUGAACGUUACCUCAUGCUUUUCCCUCAUGUUCUGCUUAUCCUUUCGGCCAGCCCAAGGAUGAGUGGCUUUAUCUACCAGGGCAAGCUGCCUUUGAGUGGAAUGACAGUAACUCCUUUAGAGGACUGUGAAAGCCACAAAAAUGCUUUUGAGCUCUCAGGUUGCAUGUUUGAGAGGCUGCAGGUUAUCUGCUUUAAUAAGCAUGAUCAACAGGAUUGGCUGGAACACCUGAACCGCCAGACCAAACACACCACCAUGACGGCCCCAAGCAUGAAGCCACUCACGGUCCCUUGCCACACACUCCCAUCCCACCCUCUAACUCCAUCCAGGCACGCAGAGAACCGAGGCCUGACUGUGGCUCCUGCCUACCACACGCUCCCUCACUCCUCCUCUCACGGAGCUCCACACAGCACUGUAAUGUGGGGGCCUCUGGAACCUCCCAAAACCCAGAAACCUUGGAGUCUGAGUUGCCUGAGGCCAGCGCCCCCACUCAGACCAUCAGCUGCCCUCUGCUAUAAAGAGGAUCUUAGUAAAAGCCCCAAAAGUAUGAAGAAGCUGCUGCCUAAACGGAAACCUGAAAGGAAGCCGUCUGAUGAGGAGUUUGCAUUGAGGAAAAGUACUGUAGCACUUGAAGAGGAUGCUCAGAUCCUGAAAGUGAUUGAGGCCUACUGUACAAGUGCCAAAACUCGACAGACUCUCAAUUCAACGUGGCAGGGCACUGAUCUGAUGCAUAACCACGUGUUGGAUCAGUCAAGCAUGGAGUGUAUGGGCCGUCGCAGCAGCAUCUCUCGGCCCGAGGGCAGCUCGGACCUUUCAGAGGACUCGGACUAUGACAGUAUAUGGACGGCUCACUCUUACAGAAUGGGGCCGGUUUCCCGAGAGAGGAGAGACACUGCUCCAGCCCUGAUACUACCUGCAGAGGAGAAGAUAAUUGUGGAGGAGAUCAAAAGCAAUGGACAGACUGUUAUAGAAGAGAAGAGUCUCGUAGAUGUUGUUUAUUCACUUAGAGACGAAGUCCAAGAACUUAAACAGGACAGUAAGAAAAUGAAACGAUCUCUGGAAGAGGAGCAGCGAGCUCGUAAAGAUCUGGAGAGAAUUGUACGGAAAGUUCUAAAGAAUAUGAAUGACCCAUCUUGGGAUGAGACCAAUUUGUGAGAUCAUGAGAAAGCAUCUUACAGGUUUGGUAGCAUUUGUGGGGAUUUUAAAUUUUAUAUUUCCCAUGAAUUUGGAACCAGUUCUGCUUAUAAAUAUAGAUCAACACUCUCAGCUCAUUAUCUUGAUAUUAGUGCACUUGCAUCUCACUGCAAUCUCUGAAGUUGACAUGCAGAUGCUUUAUACCAAGGAUCUACAUUGUAUGGCUGAAAGUAUGUGGACAUCUGAUCUUCACACUCUUAAGUGCUUUUUGAAAAGCCCAUUCUAUAUUUAGUCCCCCCUUGCUGUAAUAAUAACCUCCACACUUUUGGGAUGGCUUUCCACUAGAUUUUGGAGUGUGGCUUUGAGGAUUUGUCCAUUCGGCUACAAGAGCAUUAGUGAAGUCAGGCACUGAUGUCAGGUGAGGAGGCCUGGUGCGCAGUCGGCGUGCCAAUUCAUCCCAACAGUGUUCAGUGGGGUUGAGGUCAGGGCUCUGUGCAGGCCACUGGAGUUUUUUCACACCAACCUUGGCAAACCAGGUCUUCGUGGACCUUGCUUUGUGCACAGGGGCAUUGUCAUGCAGAAAUGAGUUUUGGCCCCUUAGUUCCGGUGAAGGGAAUUUGUAAUGCUACAGCAUACAAAGACAUUCUACAAUUGUGUGCUUCCAGCUUUGUGGUAACAGUUUGGAGAAGAACCACAUAUGGGUGUGAUGUUUGCUGACACCUGACUCUUUGGCAAUAUAGUGUACUUUGGAGCUGUGAAAGGGAAAAAAAAAAAGACAGUCCCAAAAUACAAAUCAUAGGCAGACCAUCUCUACAUUGCUUUAGCAUUAUGUAUUUAUGACCAAUUACAGUAAAUACUUAAUAUGUUAAUAUGUUUGAAAUUUGUUAUUGACCAAUUGUGUUGGAAAUUGAGAUUAAUAAAAUUUGCACAAUUCCUCUUUAACCCAAAUUCCACAUAGUUGAGUUCAGGUCAUUACUUAGUGGAAUCGUGUAAAAUAACUAAUGGGUGUAAUUCUCUUCAAAGAAAUACUUGGACCUUACAAUUGACAUGACCACGCAACUAUGCUAGAAAGGAAGUGGUUGUUAUCCUACAUGAACUCUUCCUGGUUCUUUUCAGCUACUAUACUGAUGCAGGAAACCUCACUGAGAAUUGUAUAUAUUACUGCUGUGCAUUAACUGUAAACUUGUGUUUAGAGAUACUCCAUAUGUGUAAUUUAUAAAUAUUAUAGAGCUAUGGUACUUAUUCCAAAUGUCCAACUUUUUUCAUUUACAUUUAGAAGGUGACCUGGAACUAACCCUUCAAUGACUAAUUCAGCUAGGUUUCAGCACACUCCUCCAUAUAAUGAAUACAAAUUAACUUUUAAAAGUAAUAAUACAUGUUAUAUUAGGGUUUUUCAUGAAGCAAUUAAUGCCAUGGAGGGUCUUUUAUUUAACAGUGUAUUUAAAAAUGUUGGUAACCUAUAUUACUAAUAGCUCUUGAAACAUGAUUCUAUACUACUUGUAGCUACACUUAUGUAUGGACUGAUCUUUCUGUGAGUGCUCACUGAGGACAGUCAGGAUAGGAAUUACCUCACCAAAACACUUUUAGUGUAUUUACUGAUGACCCUUAACCUCCACACAACUCCCUUUGUCAUUGUAAAUUCUGUAAAUAAAGAAGUUUUCUUAAGA
Molecule: messenger RNA, 4532 nt
Organism: Pangasianodon hypophthalmus (striped catfish)
Lineage: Eukaryota; Metazoa; Chordata; Actinopteri; Siluriformes; Pangasiidae
Gene: arhgef7a
Product: Rho guanine nucleotide exchange factor (GEF) 7a
Exons: 22
Coding region: 307-2886 (859 amino acids)
Biological process (GO): intracellular signal transduction
Molecular function (GO): protein binding; guanyl-nucleotide exchange factor activity
Source: RefSeq, a predicted model, not a curated record